Molecule: messenger RNA, 2409 nt
Organism: Oppia nitens
Lineage: Eukaryota; Metazoa; Arthropoda; Arachnida; Sarcoptiformes; Oppiidae
Exons: 6
Coding region: 40-2409 (789 amino acids)
Source: RefSeq, a predicted model, not a curated record
AUUUAAAGUUUAGUAUUGAAUAGUUGUUUUUGAUUUGCAAUGAAUAUCAUAGUUAUGAAAGUUGUUUUGUCGCUAUUAUUAUCAAUAAAUUUGUUAGCAAUUACUGUAGUAAUAGCCGCCGCCGACACCGCCGCCGCCGCCGCUGAUUAUGAUGUAAACGGUUUGUGCGGACGACCCGAACGGCCAUUCGAGUCCCGAUUGAUUCCCGUCAGAGACUACUAUCGCGAGGGCGAUGAAGUCGGCUAUCAGUGCAAUCAAUACUGGAAUUAUAUGCAAACCAAACGUUGUGUUAGAGGCCAAUGGAUUGGACACCCGUUUACUUGUGGUAAGACUGCUUUAAACAAUGAUUUGAAUUACGUUAAAGUCGAGGACAUAUCAUCAUCAACAUCAGCACCGGUAGUAUUGUUUGACGAAAAUGUGACCCUAAGUGCAAACUAUAAGUUUGCCAACUCUUUCCUAUCGAGUCGUUGCGAAACAAAAUUCAUUGUCCAACCGUUACCGUCGGCAUCGCCGCCGAUAACAGCCGCGGCCGAUCGGCCAAUACGUUGGACACUGGGAUUUGAACAACCAUUAGCUGAGUUACCAUUCUUUAGGAUUAACUUUCAUUUGCUGAACGUAUCGGUUACGGAGGCAUUAGCUAUUGAUUUUAAUGUCUUGAAUGUCAGUGUCGGUGUCGGUGGUAGUCAGUCUCGGAGGACUUGUCGUCAUGUGUUCAAACCUGACCAGAAAAAGUUGUGGCGUCGGGGAACCAAAGUCGAGCUUAACUUUGAAUGUCAGACCAACUCCCCUAUGGCUAUGGUUGACAUGGAUAUCAUGAAUAUGGGACCCAAACAGAUAGUAUUAGUGACCAGUGCUUCUCCAUCCGUAUCCUAUAAGCUAAUUAUGAUACUAUUGGGACAGUCCUAUUCAUAUAAAGUCAAUGAUGAUGAUGAUGAGGAUAAAAAUGGACAGCAAUUUAUUUGCGGUGAACCGGAACAACGUUUAGGACAAAUGGUUAGACCAUUGACUAUGAAUAUAAACUAUUCAAUUGAUUGCAACAACAAUUGGGAUUAUGUAUCCAAAGAUAAUCCCGACUUACCCGACACAACAAUACAUAAGCGUUACUGUAGUACUGAUAUGCGAUGGAAAGGUACGUAUCCGGAAUGUAUACCCCGAACCGUAUGUCCCGUUCACGAUCUACUGGUGCUCAACAACAACAACAUGAAUCCUGUCUACAAAAUAGUCCGUUUCGAUGACGUCUACUACUAUAACAAUACUCAAUGGUAUGCCAUCGAAGGAACUACCGUUUCGUAUCAGUGCUCCAGUAGACUGACCCAAGUAUUGUUAGGCGACAGCCGUCAUGUUUGCGGCAAAAAUGGCCAAUGGAUUGGCAGUGAACCCAAUUGUUUUGAUUUAUCUGCACUAAAACUUAUCAAACAAUUAACUACUAAUAAUAAUGAUAGUGAUAUCAAAUUGGAUAAUGAGAUCAAAGAUGAUGCUAUUAUUAUUCAUUUGCCAUCACCUGAACAACAAACCCAACCAAACCAACAACUAUUAGGCAAAAAACAUGUGUUGGGAUCAACUACUGGUGAUAAUAAUAAUAAUAAUGAUAAGCCAAUGUUAGCAUCAUCAUCAUCGGCACCAAAAGCCGUCAUCAAUAAGGAUAAUAAUAUGUUAAUAACAAGUGAUAAACUAAUAGCAUCAUCAACUAAUACUAACCACCAUCAUCAUGAUUAUAACCAUCAAUUUGAUCCACUGAUGACACUAUCGUCGACACCAAUAAUAACACAUGAGACACGACUGUCCUAUCUAUUACAACAGCCGCCACCACCACCACCACCAUCGCCACCACUACUACCCUAUCUAAUAGAUAAUCCAUUGGAUUCAAUGCUAAUCCAAUCAAUACAUAUGGAUGAGUCUAUAAUCAAACCAAUUGUCUAUCCCAUGGAAGUGAUACCUGUUUACGUAAAAGAUGCUAUUAAUGACAGGACUAAGUUUAAAGCUAUUCAUAAUCAUCGACAACAACAACAGGGGUUAGGUUUAAACAAUUAUAAGGAUAAUGAUAGCAAUGAUAAUCAAUUGAUAAAGUUUUCAACCACUAGUAGUAUUGGUCCAAACAAUAGUAGUAAAAAUAAUAAUAAUUUUAAAAGACAACCAAUGAUGACACCGAUGAUGACGAUGACUAAGACAUAUCAAAAGUAUUCAUCAAAUAAUAAUAAUAAUAAUAACGAUAAGACAACUGAUCCGUUAAAACAGUCUGAAAAUAGAAGAAAACCAGAACUGAAAACAAUGGACACCAAUAGUCGGCAGAAAUAUGUGUCGACCGAAGAGGAGUUGGCAGAAAAUACUGGUCUACCCGAUGAACAACAUAUACCCAUCGAUGAAGACGAUUGGACAUUCAAAGACUUGGAUCUAUGGGUUAUUAGAUGA